GCGCAAGCGACUGUUUAGCAGGACUUCCACACUCGUGCCUACGACACAUGCUUCGCCGGGCUCUGCGCUGCCUUUCCUUAUCGUGCGUCUGCUGCAGCAAGUUGUAUCGCACCGCCGCAAGGAUCUUUUCCAUUUCCAUCGCACAGCUCGGCGCUUGUUGAUUCGCAAAGGACUUUUCUCACUGAUCCAUGUUUCGUUUCGUUUCGAUGGGAUAAAUAUACCGCUGAUUUCCCCACCUGCCCCGUUCCCGAAUCGGGCGAGGCUGUGAGUGGAUGACGAAGGGCUCGACGUUCAUUGCGGGAGAACGCGAAAGUGAAGGAGACGCUUACCACUGUGCGCUGAAUUGGGGUGUGGCGAGCGGCGAGCCAACAGCAACCAAACAUAGCAUCGCGGCGGCCCAUCUUGCAGUCAUUGCAAUUACUCCCUUGCAUGCUGCGUGUCAGAAGUCGUUUGAAUAGAGCAACGGAGCUCCCGUCUGCUCCAGCUCGGUUCAGCCCUGGCAAGCAAAAUAGGUCCAAGGCAGUGAGUGGGACCCAAGCACUGCACUGGCCCCACAACCACCCGGCUUGCAAGCAAACAACUGGUUACUUUGGACACGAGUCUACCUCAUCAUUCCACCGCGGCGCUCGGACGUACUGACUACCGCAACAAACAGGGUACAGAUCUCCCUCACUGCCACUUUCAUUGAGCUGAGGCAGCUGUAAAUGGACAGCACACUAUCCUCAUUAUCAGCAUCCGCCCAACUGGAGCGCUCGAGAUGUAUUUGACAAGCUCAUCCACCCAAAACCAGUGGAGCAGCAGCAGCUCGCGUCACGUGGCUCUGCCAGGCUCGCGGAUAAGACGGACAGGACAAUGAUAGAGGAUUGCGCGAACGCGGCGACAUACGCGCCGGUGCAUCAGCUGCCCGCCAACUGAAUAAAUCGAAGAGCCCUAUUCACGAGAUCACGUCAACCGCGCAACGUGCUCGCAAAGCCCCCCCAAUCGGGAAGCCUGUCCCCGCAACUCGCCGUGCCGCGCAGGCUGUCGCCGCCGCCGCCGCCGAUUCACUCCAAUAGCGACGAGGAAGAGAAGGGCUCGGGGUGGGUAUUCUGAUCAACCUCGGGCGGCUGGGAAAAAGAAGCCCCUGAUCAGCGUGUUCCGUGAUCCCGUCCCGGCUGCGGCGGUGACUCAGCGACGACGAGCAGCUGCGUUCCACGCACGCACGCACUUCCGCGGAACAUUCUGCCGCCGCCGCCGUGUCCGCCCCGUGAAACCCAACAGCCCACGCCCCGAAUAGGAAAGAGCAUGCAUGGCCUGCGCUCGGAGAGUCUCAAACCCAGUUCAUGUGGUGAUUGGAACGGCAUUGGUCCGGGUCCAGAUCGACCUCGGCGACUGCAGCACAGUCCUAGUCAACCACACAACCAGGCGCGUGAGAUCCGUAUCCGGCCGUGCAGCAGAGUGGCAGAUUACGUGCCUGCGCUAUCUAAGUAUCGUGCCACAGACAAUGGGCGUCCCGGUCUUCAAAAAUACCGGGCGGCCCUCGUCCAUCGCGCGCGGCGCCUGCACCGCAGCAUGCCGCGUCCCACUCGAUGACGCACACACACACGCACACACACUGGCACACCUUCUGAUAAGAACGCGCCAUGUCACGGAGCCUCGCGCCCUGAAUGGAAACCCUCCCGAACACGAACAUGAACAACAUUCGGACUCUCACCGCACGGGCGGGGCGCGCCAGAGGCUGGGCUGGGGGCCCCUAGCCACAGCCAUACCGUGCGCUUCCAUUCGCCGUCUGCAGAAAGCCCCACAUGUGUGUGCCCGCGCGACCCUGCGAGCGACUCAAGAGCGGCGUUUGGCGCUGCCAGUGCCGCCGGAUCCAGUCCAGGGACACUUGCUCUGCUUCUUCUGACUGAGCCCUAGGAUACGGCGAGCGAGCGAGAUGCGCUGACGUUGAGCGUCGGCUGAGGUGGUACGCUCGGUCAACUCACACAGCGGCUGUAAUAUGUCAGGACGGAGCCUCUCGGGGCCUGAUGUUUCCACCGAGCGGCUGAGAUAGUACGAUAGUAAGAUACUUACCCGAGUCAGCAAUUGAACCAAACGCCUUCUGGCAACACGUGACGCGUUAUCUCGAUGGUCCGUAUGUACUUUGCACGUUCUUCGCCGUUAUGUAGCAAUUAGGUACAUUGGCCAGGAAGGUGGUGCUGG
Molecule: messenger RNA, 2181 nt
Organism: Mycena citricolor
Lineage: Eukaryota; Fungi; Basidiomycota; Agaricomycetes; Agaricales; Mycenaceae
Source: the annotation of a GenBank genome assembly